UCACUAUCCCUUCCCCGGUGGUGCCGUCUUGUAGGUUACAUUGGGACACUGUAAAUUUGUUAAUUUUGGGGGAAACAUGGCAACAUAAGAUGCCAGCUGGCAGACGAAUGACAAGCUUUCUGUGUGCAAGAAAGCUAACUUGUCUGGUAGUUUUUAUGCUGAGGAGGCCCGAAUAAUUCUUCCUUUUGUUUAGAAAUUUCGACAGCUAAAGCUUUUGGGGUUUGGUAGCUACCUGUUACCGUGAUCAAGAUCCUAGAUUCGACCCCAGAUCAGUCUGAUAUUACGGAGAUAUGGACAUCGUCACCGCUUCGGGAUGCUUGCUUGGAAUCUGUGUGGGUGGACUUGUGUUUGCAGCAUAUAAACUUGGUUUGUUGUAUCAGCUGUUUCACAAGACAGAGCGAAAGAGCCCUCGCCACGGCGGGGAAAGUGUAGCGGAAGUGCUACGUGCACAUGGGGUCAAGUUCGUCUUCACCUUGGUGGGAGGACACAUCUCGCCCAUCCUGGUGGCCUGUGAGAAGCUAGGCAUCCAAGUUGUAGACACCAGGCAUGAAGCCACGGCCGUUUUCGCUGCUGACGCCGUAGCCCGACUGUCAGGCACCGUUGGUGUAGCAGCAGUGACAGCAGGACCUGGACUCACAAACACAGUGACAGCAGUGAAAAAUGCUCAGAUGGCUGAAUCACCCCUGCUCCUGAUAGGCGGAGCAGCGGCCACUCUCCUACAAGGCAGAGGUGCCCUUCAGGACAUUGACCAGAUGUCGCUCUUUAAGCCGCUGUGUAAGUUCUGUGCCUCAGUGAGAACGGUGAGGGAGAUUGUUCCCACGGUGAGGAAAGCACUGGCCAUGGCUCAGUCUGGAACUCCAGGCCCAGUGUUUAUAGAAUUUCCCAUAGACACACUUUACCCAUAUCACUUGGUCGAGAAAGAAUUCGCUCCAAAAAACACUCCCAAAGGAUUGAUGGGAAACAUCAUUGCAUGGUACCUUCACAAUCACUUAACAAAUUUGUUUGCGGGAGCCUGGGAACCUCGAGAUGUCUCUCCACUUCCUGUGCACAUCCCCCAGGCAUCAGAUGAGGAGGUGCAAAAGUGUGUGGAACUGGUUAGUCGAGCCAAGAAGCCGGUUAUUUUGUUAGGCAGCCAAGCCACACUACCUCCAACACCUGCGGAAGACGUCAGAAAAGCUCUGGAAGCUCUGGGUAUCCCUUGUUUCCUUGGCGGUAUGUCCCGUGGGAUGCUGGGUAAGGACAGUCCUCUGCACAUUAGGCAGAACAGGCGAGAUGCCCUGAAAGAGGCCGACCUUGUACUGCUGGCAGGCACAGUGUGUGACUUCAGGCUGAGCUACGGCAGAGUGCUGAACCGACGCAGUAAAAUCAUUGCUGUCAACAGAGACAGGAAUCAGCUGCUGAAGAAUUCUGACAUGUUCUGGAAACCCACAGUGGCCAUUCAGGGUGAUGCUGGUUCCUUCCUGCUGCAUCUGUCCAAAGGCCUGAAAGGUCACAGAUGUCCUGAGGACUGGCCCCGCAGCCUAAAGGAGGGAGAUUUCACCAAAGAGAAAGCCAACCGUGCAAAGGCAGAGGAGAAAACAGAGAGACACCUGAACCCUCUAAGCGUACUGCACCGUGUGGAUGAGCUGAUGGCUGAGGACAGUAUCAUUGUGGCAGAUGGGGGAGACUUUGUGGGAAGUGGUGCUUACAUACUGAAACCGCGAGGCCCACUCCGCUGGCUGGACCCAGGUGCGUUUGGGACUCUGGGUGUGGGGGGAGGAUUCGCUCUGGGGGCGAAGCUUUGCCGACCUGAGUCGGAGGUGUGGAUUAUUUAUGGUGACGGUUCCUUAGGCUACAGUGUAGCUGAAUUUGACACCUUCACGCGACACAAGACCCCUGUUAUAGCCCUGGUGGGGAAUGAUGCCUGUUGGAGUCAGAUAUCCCGGGAGCAGGUGCCCAUACUGGGCAGUAAUGUUGCCUGUGGGUUAGCAUUUACAGAUUAUCACAUUGUGGCGGACGGGUACGGAGGCAAAGGAUAUCUGAUUGGCCGGGACGAUGAGUCGCGUCUUGACGACAUCAUAGGGGAGGCUCAGCGGGAGUGCCGGGCAGGCAGUGCUGUGCUGUUGAACGUGCUCAUUGGAAAGACUAACUUCAGAGAGGGUUCAAUCUCUGUGUAAAACUCACUGUGCACCAACCUGCCUAAAAACCCCAAAGCCUUCAAAAUGCUGCGAAAACAGAUCGAGAUCCACACUUUUACUAAAUUAUUUCACUUAAAGUUAAAAAAAAAAAAAAAGGGAUCUGGGAGAGGAAGGGAUAUGGAUGUGUGUAAAAUGAUGUGGAACUCCUUUCCCAACAGAAAACUGAAUAUCAAACUGUCAGGCCCUCAUCACAUCACCAAAGUUAUUUUUAUUAAUCAUAAGAAUUAUUUAAAAUGCAAAGAGCUUGAACUGGAAGUGAACUCCUGGGUUGUUUGUGUCUUGCCAGGAAAGAUUUUUGUUUAUGUUUUUUUUCAGCAAAAUUAAAUGAUAGAAGAACAUUUCAAGUAUUUUAAGUGAUCACCUAAAAUUUGACCAGAUUUUGAAAAAAAUAAAUAAAUAGAAAACCUCAUGAAUAUAGCCGACAUGAAAAAUUAGAGUGACAGCAGUAGCUCCAUCCACUGAUCUGUUUCUGCAUCUUUGCUGAUUUCAGUGAGUCUUAAUGCACUGAGACUAAACUGACUAAGGACUAAAUCCCUGUAGCUUUCUGAUACUGUAAAAUCUGUCCACACGUUUACAGUACACAAACACCAAACAUGUCAGUGGCAUCCAGAGUCCACAGUUGUCAUGCCCCUGACUCAUGGGAAACACUGCACUCUACCAAGCCCUUUUUCAUUUUUGUUUUUGUUUGCUUUUGCAAAUAUUUGUAAAAUGAUUAAUAUGUUAAUUGUUGAUAAUUUGAAAAGUUUCUAAAUUGUCUCAUGAUAAAUAACAGGUUUGGGUGCCUUAUUUAUAGUGAAGGAAAUAACUGGGAUGUAGAUUUGUGAGAGUAUGAGACCUGCAGUGACUGUUUAUUUGGAUAAGGAGUGGCAGCCUAGGACCUUAAGCACAGACAUGCUCUAACACCUCCAGGUUUGUUUGACAUUCAUAUACUAUCUAAUCAGGCUGGACACAAACGCACUGUAGGGACAUGCUAAUUACUAAUUCACAUUUUGUUGCAAUGUAAUGGGUGCUUUAAACUAGAGAUUUGUUGCAAAUGUUACCUUUGAUUUGAAACAUUAAUAUAAUUAAAAAUGCUCGGUAAUGUGCAGCAAGAGGAUCUCUCUUCUGUUCCUAGACAGAAUGUUCCUUCUAAAUACACAGGACAAAUUACAUUGGUUUCUGUUCAAGCAGAAAUAGGUUUUGUUGCACCAAUAUAGCUACAUCAAGUGUCAUGUUAAACUUUAAAGUAUUUACUGACGGCAUGUGCAACAUUUCAUGCAAGUCAAUAAAAUCCGGA
Messenger RNA from Chanos chanos (milkfish), 3453 nucleotides. RefSeq names its product ilvB (bacterial acetolactate synthase)-like (gene ilvbl). The transcript has 15 exons. The record is from RefSeq and is a predicted model, not a curated record. Gene Ontology annotation, biological process: L-valine biosynthetic process. Lineage: Eukaryota; Metazoa; Chordata; Actinopteri; Gonorynchiformes; Chanidae. Gene Ontology annotation, cellular component: acetolactate synthase complex. Gene Ontology annotation, molecular function: thiamine pyrophosphate binding; flavin adenine dinucleotide binding; acetolactate synthase activity. The coding region runs from base 291 to 2156 and encodes 621 amino acids.